CGUGAGGAAGCUAAUGAAGAAGCGAUCACGAGGGGCUGUGUCGGCUAGAUGCGCAGUUCGUCACGGCAGUCAGGAUUCUGAUCAAGCCGGCCACUCGACAUGUCGAAACCCGAGUUCUUGGUCGCAGAGGCGGAGCUCGCCAUCGGAGAAGCACGACGCGCGAAAUCGGAGCGCACGAAGCAUCUCGGCGAGCCGAUCCAGCUGCAAGGCAAGGCCCUCGACCUCAAGAUACGCGGAGGGCACGCGUGGAUCGCGGAGAAUACGGCUGUCGCGCGCAAGAUAGACCUGCAGACCGGGAAGACGCUCGCGUUGUUCAAGGGUCAUUCGGGUCCUGUCACCGCCAUUGACUUUUUCGAGAACGUCGUGAUCAGUGGUUCGUGGGACAAGACGAUCAAACUCUGGAAUGCCGAUACGAGAGAGCUCAUUUCUUCGACGGACGCGCACUCCGACUUUCUCAAAUGCUUCCUUGUUCUGCCUUCCCUGAAGUUGCUCGUCUCGGGUGGCUCGGACAAGAUCGUCCGGUUCUGGGAUCUUUCCGAUAUCCAGUCUGGUAAACCGCUCACGAGCGUCGGGUCGAUAUCAUCCCAUACAAGGCCCAUCUCAUGCCUUGACGGGUUUGCGCUCUCUGACUCCAGUGCCACGCUAUACACGGCAGACAGCAUGGGUGUCGUCAGGAUCUGGGAACUGACGCGCGAGACCGGCGACGCGCCCCGGUGGAAAAGCGUCCUGAAGACAGACCUGACCCAUCACCGGACUGGAAUCAACCAGCUGCUGUUUGGGAACGGCCAGCUAUGGACAGCAUCCUCGGACGACACGGCCCAACUGCUGGCGGAUCCUAGAAAAGCUGCUGUUUCCAUCCCUCACCCAAAGGCUGUGCGAGCCAUCCUUCCGCUGCAGCUGACUGAGCUGGGGGAGCCGUACGUGCUCACAGGAGCGGGGGAUGUCAUUUACGUCUACGAUGUCUCGACUCCCGAGACACCAGAACUCAUCAACCAGGUCGACGUACACUGGCAUGACGUCACGGACCUGCUCAUCUGGGCCCGGGAAAGCGUGAACCCAGACACCCAGACACGGUCCGUCGAGCCAUGGGUAGUUAGCACGAGUCUAGAUGGCACUAUCCGGAAAUGGAAGCUAGAUGAACUGCUCACCCCGGCGCCAAAGAAACUCGAGCCAGCAAAACCGCCCUCAGAAAAGAAUUCUGGAUUCGACAUGACGGAAGACGAGGAAAGAGAGCUUGCGGAGCUAAUGGAUGAGUCGGACUAGGUCCGGGCAGAGUCCCAUCCGGGAAAGAAUGGAUCCUCUGCUAGUGUACGUUCCUGCCAAUCAACGGGGACCCAUCCCUUUUGCUCCUGCUCCGUUGCCCAUUCCUGGAGAGCCGGCAACACCAGAUCCUCCACGUGCUCGAAUGCCUUGUACUCCAUGAACGAUGGUUUCCCCUCCUUCAGGAUCUUAAGCAGCAACUUUGGAAUGUACGGCUCCUCCCUGAACUGCUGAAUUGGCGUAAACAGGGCUUUGAAGUUGAAGACGAUGGCACGUGACUCGGGUAGGCGACGGAGAGUCUGCCAGUCGACACGUAGAUGGAUGUCAUCGAGCUUGAGAUCUGGUUGCUUUACGCGGAACAAUGGAUCAGUUUCCUGUAGAAAGAGCGGCUGGCCGAUCUCGAUUCCCCAAGAGCCUCGCUGGAUAGGCUUAUCCACGCGCAUAUUUGAGAAGAAUCUGCCGGAGGAUCAGUGAGAAUGUCCGCUUAGAUCACGACUGCCCGACAGCACCUGUUCAUCGAAAAGUCCAUCUUCUCCUUGUAGUCGGGGACAGGUUCGUGGAUCUGGGGCAGCGGCAUCCCAAUCUUGGUCGAGACGUUCCAUCCGACGGAGGAGCAUGACACGCCGGCACGAAAGACAUACAGCCCAGUGGACUUGUCCUCCAGGGUGAUCAAAAAGUCCUCCGGGAUGUGAUUCAGCAACACCACAAGGGGAGGCACCAGAUUCGUGUCCGACGCAGUGUGCAAGAUCCGGUUAUGGAAUACGCCGCGCGAGUCCAAGUGGAAUUGAUUCGGAUAUCGCGCGCAGACGAACUGGAUGACCAUCUCCAUGAGCUCGCGGCACGCAUGCUCCGAGCCGGGCAGCGCGUCGAUGAUCUUCUUCCCGUGCUGCCUGUACAGCUGGAUCCGCUGCGCGAUGCGCGUCCUGUACGUCGACUCGAGCUCGACCCACCUGUCGGGGUCCAUGCUCUUGAGGCCUGCGCAGGCCGCGUCAACGAGGGAUUCCCGCAACGCUAUCCGGGCGUGGCGAUUCACUCAUCGUCUGGUGGUACUCCCAGCGGAACGGCCGGUAGGGACGUGCCCCGGCCGUGUCCACAUCGAAGUCGGGCAGAGGUACCGGGCGGCGCACGCCGGUCAGCGCGAAGUAGUCCUUGCGCCGCCGGCGCGUCCUCACGGCUGCGCGGGCGAGUCCGAGGCACGCCGUCGCUACCAGCAGGGUGAGCAGCGCGUAUUCAGUGUUGGUUACAGGCAUGGGUUGGGCGCAGAUAGGGAGUUAUCGACAACGUGCACUGGGCAGUGACAGGGUUUCCGUCACUCGCUAGCUUCCUGGCUUCCGAGAUAGCAAGGACUUGUGAUGUGGAGUGAUCCGGAGGUUUCAUGCCGUGUGAACUCGAUGUAGAUGGUAUCUGGACCAGCCGAAAGCGCCGCGUUCCAUUGUGUAUGAUUUGGAUUGCAGUCUGGUCUGGGACGCACCUGUGGCUGUGCGCAAACUCUGGUGCUGCGGGCCGCCCUGCUCCGCUGAUCGCGGAGUGCACAGCCUCCCCCACGCUCAAGUUUUGCCAAGAGGCCCAUCCGGUUUUAAGGUAGCCGGACCCGCAAACUAUCCCCACAAAUAGCGGUCGUCGCAACUGUUCUUUUCUCUCUCAACAUCCACUGACCGCUCAGCACUGUGUCCAACAUGCCGUCGUCAAAACCCGUGUUUUCCACACCGCUGACCAAGCUGUUCAACGUCAACCACCCCGUCCUGCUCGCGGGCAUGAACGUCGCGGCCGGCCCCAAACUGGCAGCUGCAGUGACGAACUCAGGCAUGCGGGCUCGGGGUCAUCGGCGGAAUCCGGCAGAGCCCCAAGUUUCUUCGCAACUCUAUCGCGGAGAUCAAGUCGUUCCUCGAGGACAAGGACGCGCCGUUUGGCGUGGACCUGCUCAUCCCGCAGCUGGGCGGGAGCGCGCGGAAGACGAACAAGGACUACACCUCCGGUCAACUGUACCGGAGCUCAUCGAUGUGAUCAUCGAGGGCAAAGCUUCGUUGUUCGUCUGUGCGGUCGGCGUCCCGCCAAAGUGGGCUGUCGACAAACUGCACGCCGCGGGUAUCGUGGUGAUGAACAUGAUCGGGCACCCCAAACACGUCGCGAAAGCACUGGCGCAGGGCGUCGACAUCAUCUGCGCGCAGGGCGGCGAGGGCGGCGGCCACACGGGCGAGACGCCCUUCUCCAUCCUCAUCCCCGCCGUCGUCGACCUCUGCAAAGACGCGAAGAGCCCGCUCACCGGCGAGCCGAUCGUUGUCGUCGCUGCGGGCGGCGUCGCCGACGGCCGCGGGCUGGCCGCAGCCCUUGCGUACGGCGCGUCGGGUGUGUGGGUCGGCACGCGCUUCGUCGCGAGCGAGGAGGCCGGCGCGAACCCGCUGCACAAGGAGAUGGUGCUCUCCGCGGGCUACAACGACGUCGCGCGCACGGUCAUCUACAGCGGGCGGCCCAUGAACGUCCGGAAGACGCCCUACGUGGAGGAAUGGGAAACGAAGCGAAGAGCGGAGAUAGAGACACUGGUCGCAGAUGGGAUCAUCCCCCACGACGCAGAAGUCGACAAAAACCCCAAAGCGUUCAAGGACGGCAUGGGCUGGCUCAUGGGCAAGGUGGCUGGGAGCAUCAACGAUAUCAAGCCAGCCAAAGAGAUUGUCGACGAACUGGUGUCGACUGCCGCGCGAAGCCUGAGCGCCGCAAACGAUCUGAAAGCCAAGCUCUGACAGGAUCAUCUGUACAUUCAUAUAUACCGUGUCAGACAUACAUACUUACCCGGAAUAACAACGACACAGCUGCGGAAGCAUCAUCAUUUUUCAUUUAUCUAAA
Mycena citricolor is the source of this 4101-nucleotide messenger RNA. The record is from the annotation of a GenBank genome assembly. NCBI's taxonomy places the organism in Eukaryota, Fungi, Basidiomycota, Agaricomycetes, Agaricales, Mycenaceae.